AUGGGAUGGGACACUCAGGAGCCCUGGCACAGCUGCGUGGUUCCUGGGCAGUUCAAAGAGGGGGGGUCACUGGGGAGGGCUGCACACUGCAGGGGCAUCACUGGAGGGGCUCCUGUGCUCUGCAGGGCUGCUGGCUGCAUCCUGGCCGAGCUGCUGGCACACAAACCACUGCUGCCAGGCACCUCUGAGAUCCACCAGAUUGACCUGAUCGUGCAGCUCCUGGGGACGCCCAACGAGAACAUCUGGCCGGGCUUCUCCAAGCUGCCCCUGGCCACGCAGUACACCCUGCGCAAGCAGCCCUACAACAACCUCAAGCACAGGUUCCCCUGGCUCUCGGAGGCUGGGCUGCGACUGCUCAACUUCCUCUUCAUGUAUGACCCCAAGAAAAGGGCCACGGCCAAGGACUGCCUGGAGAGCUCCUACUUCAAGGAGAAGCCCUUGCCGUGUGAGCCCGAGCUGAUGCCCACCUUCCCACACCACCGGAACAAGCGGGCGGCCAGCACGGCCCUGGAGAGCCAGACCAAGCGCAGCAAGCCCUGAGCUGUGCCCUGGAACAGCCUGACGUGUCCUGGCUGAGGAGGAUUCCCUCAGCCCAGCAGUCCCAGCACCAUGGGGACGGCUCCUCCAUCCACCUGCCCGUGCAGGACAGGGCAGGCUCCGGUCUGCAGCUGGGUGAGCAGGGCCCCAGAGCCAGGAGAGAGGAGAGAUGGGGCCCGGGGAUGCCCAGGCUUGGCAGGCUCAGUCCUGUCCCAGGCGGGUCCUGGUUUGUGCUGUCUGUGGGGGGAACCCCGACUCUGCCAUCAAUAAAAGCAUCUGGCAGUGGCAACAUU
Messenger RNA from Zonotrichia albicollis (white-throated sparrow), 830 nucleotides. NCBI's taxonomy places the organism in Eukaryota, Metazoa, Chordata, Aves, Passeriformes, Passerellidae. The record is from RefSeq and is a predicted model, not a curated record.